Molecule: messenger RNA, 516 nt
Organism: Dermochelys coriacea (leatherback sea turtle)
Lineage: Eukaryota; Metazoa; Chordata; Testudines; Dermochelyidae
Gene: MZF1
Product: myeloid zinc finger 1
Exons: 1
Coding region: 1-516 (171 amino acids)
Biological process (GO): regulation of transcription by RNA polymerase II
Cellular component (GO): nucleus
Molecular function (GO): RNA polymerase II cis-regulatory region sequence-specific DNA binding; DNA-binding transcription factor activity, RNA polymerase II-specific
Source: RefSeq, a predicted model, not a curated record
AUGGGGGAGAGACACCAUCUCUGUGGUGAGUGUGGGAAGAGGUUCAGCUGCCCCUCAGAUCUCAGUGAGCACCAAAGGUUGCACGCUGCUGAGAGGCACUAUUCCUGCCCUGAAUGCAGGAAAGGAUUCAAUCACCCCUGCGAACUCAGCAGGCACCUGCAAAUGUACACGGGUGAGCACCCCUUCCCCUGCCCUGAGUGUGGGAAGGGGUUCAGCCAGAGCUCGGAUCUCAACAAGCACCUGCGGGUGCACACGGGUGAGCGGCCCUUUCCCUGUGCUGAGUGCGGAAAAAGGUUCAGCAGUAGGUCGGAUCUUAACAAGCAUCUGCGGGUUCACACGGGUGAGCGGCCCUAUCCCUGCACUGAGUGUGGGAGGAGCUUUAGCCAGGUCUCCACACUCACCCUACACCAGAAAACCCACACUGGAGAAAGACCCUACAUCUGCUACCUGUGUGAAAAAAGGUACACACACCCAUUAAACCUCGUUAAACACAAGAGAAUCCACAUGGGGGAGUGA